CGGUGAAAGAUGGCGUCCCGCGUGGGUCCUCGAGCCGCUGGAACCGACGGCAGCGACUUCCGGCACCGGGAGCGCGUGGCGAAACACUACCAAAUGAGUGUGUCCCUCAAGUCCGAGAUUAAGAAGUUGAUCUACAUGCAGAUAGCGCUGUGGCUUCUGGUGGCAGCGCAGAUGUGUGUCGCUCACUUCAAGCUGUUGCCCCACGACCAGGUGGCCAUGCCUUACCAGUGGGAGUACCCGUACCUGCUCAGCAUCAUCCCUUCGCUCUUCGGCCUCCUCUCCUUCCCGCGGAACAACAUCAGCUACCUGGUCAUCUCUAUGAUCAGCACAGGCCUUUUCUCGGUGGCGCCUCUCAUCUACGGCAGCAUGGAGAUGUUCCCGAUGGCGCAGCAGCUCUACCGCCACGGCAAGGCCUACCGCUUCAUCUUCGGCUUCUCCGCCGUCUCCGUCAUGUACUUGCUGGUGGUGGUCGCCGUGCAGGUUCACGGCUGGCAGCUGUAUUACAGCAAGAAGCUGCUGGACUCCUGGUUUACCAGCACGCAGGAGAAAAAGAAGAAAUGAGCACGCGGCCAGGAGUUCACCUGCAUGCAGCGAUGUCUGGGGGCUCAGGGGUGCCCUGCUCAAGCAGAGGCAGAUGGCGCUAUUUGGGAUUCUCUGCCCUCCCCAUCUUGCCAAGGGCU
Molecule: messenger RNA, 680 nt
Organism: Lacerta agilis (Sand lizard)
Lineage: Eukaryota; Metazoa; Chordata; Lepidosauria; Squamata; Lacertidae
Gene: JAGN1
Product: jagunal homolog 1
Exons: 2
Coding region: 10-561 (183 amino acids)
Biological process (GO): vesicle-mediated transport; granulocyte colony-stimulating factor signaling pathway; endoplasmic reticulum organization
Cellular component (GO): endoplasmic reticulum membrane
Source: RefSeq, a predicted model, not a curated record